Callorhinchus milii (elephant shark) is the source of this 3488-nucleotide messenger RNA. RefSeq names its product titin-like. Lineage: Eukaryota; Metazoa; Chordata; Chondrichthyes; Chimaeriformes; Callorhinchidae. The record is from RefSeq and is a predicted model, not a curated record. The transcript has 15 exons. Bases 228 to 3482 code for a protein of 1084 amino acids.
UCAGGCACUCCCAGCCUUGCCUCGGGUGUAGGGAUUGCAUAGGAAAAUUAAAACUACACCCAGACCACAGCCUGCGUGUAGUUUUGUUUCCUUUUAGUAAGAGGUAUACCCAUUCUCUCGUUGGAUUGUUGGAAAAUAUCUGGAUAAGGAGGCAGGUUCCAAACCUAUAUUCAUAGGGCUUGGCCCUUUUAUUUAGGCACUCUUGAAAACUCAGAGUGCCUACAAAAAUGACCACCCAAGCUCCGACCUUCAUACAACCGCUUCAAAGCGUUGUGGCACUAGAGGGUAGUGCCGCAACCUUUGAAGCACAAGUUGCCGGUCAGCCUAUUCCUGAGGUGAGCUGGUUCAGGGAUGGCCAGGUCCUGUCCGCUACCAUUCUGCCAGGCGCCCAGAUCUCCUUCAGCAACGGCCGCGCGAAGCUGACGAUUUCUGGAGUGACGCCUGUGCACAGCGGCAGAUUCUCUGUGCGAGCCACCAAUGGAUCAGGUCAAGCAACAAGUACAGCAGAGCUGCUGGUCACAGCAGAAACUGCGCCUCCGAACUUUACACAAAGACUACAAAGUAUGACUGUUAAACAAGGAUCCAAAGUGAGAUUGGAUGUCCGAGUCACUGGAAUCCCUACACCUGUGGUGAAGUUUCACAGGGAAGGAGCAGAAAUCCAGAGUUCUCCAGACUUCCAAAUUGUCCAAGAUGCUGAUUUAUACAGCUUAAUCAUAGCCGAAAUUUAUCGGGAGGAUUCUGGAACCUUCUCUGUAACUGCCACAAACAACGUUGGACGUGCCACUUCGACGGCAGAGUUGCUCGUCCAAGCUGAUGAAGAUGUUGUACCUGCCAAAAAGACAAAGACAAUCGUAUCUACUGCUCACAUUUCCGAGGCAAGGCAAUCCCGAGUUGAAAAGAAAAUGGAAGCUCACUAUGAAGAGAAAUCUUCUGGAACUGUCGAAAUGGUGGUCGGUGGCAGGCUGGUGGUGCAGCACUUGCACCAUAAGACACCUCCACGUGUUCCACCAAAGCCCACGUCCAUGUCGCCCACGCCCACAACUGCUGUUGGCAAAGUGCAAGCUGCCCGCCAACAAUCCCCAUCUCCCGUCCGCCAUGUCAGAGCACCAGGACCUUCACCUGUUCGCUCUGUGUCUCCAGCUGGAAGACUCUCCACGUCACCUAUCAGGUCCGUUAAAUCGCCCCUCUUGAUGCGCAAGUCUCAGACGGUGUCAGCGACCGCCACCUCAGAAUCGUUACCUCCUUGGAAGCAGGAAGAUUACGUUUCCGCAAGCGAAUCGAGGAUGAGAGAAAGCAGGCUGACCACAACAACAAGUAGCACUCAGAUACACAGAGAAGAAAAGUGGGAGGGGAGAUACGGUUUGCACGGACAGACGUUCAUCACCGGAGUGGCUGGGGCUGGAGGAGGAAUUGCCAUGGCUGAAGGAAUUUCCAUGGCUGCUGGUGCUGCUAGUUCUGCUGGUGGUGCUCGGAUUGGCGGUGGUUUCAGUUCUACCAGUAUUAGCGGUGGUGGAGGUGGUUUCAGUGCUACCAGUAUUAGCAGUGGUGGUGGUGGUUUCAGUGCUACCAGUAUUGGUGGUGGUGUCAGUGCUGCCAGUAUUGGUGGUGGUGUCAGUGCUGCCAGUAUUGGUGGUGGUGUCAGUGCUGCCAGUAUUGGUGGUGGUGUCAGUGCUGCCAGUAUUGGUGGUGGCGUCAGUGCUACCAGUAUUGGUGGUGGUGUCAGUGCUACCAGUAUUGGUGGUGGUGUCAGUGCUACCAGUAUUGGUGGUGGUGUCAGUGCUACCAGUAUUGGUGGUGGUUUCAGUGCUACCAGUAUUGGUGGUGGUUUCAGUGCUACCAGUAUUGGUGGUGGUGUUGAUGGUGGUGGCGUCAGUGCUGCCAGAAUUGGCGGUGGAGGUGGUGGUGUCAGUGCUGCCAGCAUUGGCGGUUCUGUCGGUUCUGCUGGUGCUAUCAGAACCACUACUGUAUCCAUGGUUUCUGGAGGUGUCCGAACGACUGAAGUAUCAGGAGCUGCCAGGGCUGCUGGGCUUUCCAUGACGGCUGGAGGUGUCCGAGUUGCUGGAGUCACCAUGGUCGAUGGAGCUACUGAAAUAUCCAGAGCUUCCGGUGCUGGUGCUGGUGUUGGCGCUGUGGUUGCCGGCAAAGAGAUUGAGGUUGGCAAAAAGGCUGAAGCUGUGGCUAAAGUAUUGGCUGCUGUGGAUCAGGCACGUACUAGACAACCUGUGUAUGCUGAAGGAGUGCGCACAGAGGAGACAUCUUUGGAGUAUGACUAUGCACAGAGCGGUGUAUCACGCACCACUCAGCUUCUCGCUGCAAAACCAACUGCCCCUGCCAAGCAACAAGUUGUCACCACAACUGUCAGAAAAGAGACAGUUAUUGUGCCAACUCCUACAAAAAUUUCCUUUGGCGAACAUGCUGAAACACGCAUUUCACAGAUUGAAAGAACAUCUGAAUCCACAGCACAUCUGGACCACAAACUUUGCAGUAGCCCAAUUCCUCACUUCACUGUUUCAAAAAUCACUGUAGCCAAACCAGAACCAAUCCAAGAGGUUUCUAUAGCAGGAACUGCAUUGGUUACUCUGGAAAAAGAAUUGGCUGCAUCUUCUGCCCUGAAGGUUACCAAGGCAGUGAAACCUCCACUGUUAAAAGAGGCCAGAUACGUGACAGAGGGCAGCGUCUCUCCCCAGCCUCCUUUCAGAGAACGAACGGACAUGUAUGAGACACGUGUUGAUUCUCAAAGGCUCAGACAUCUAGAUUUAAGUGUUUCAGCCUCACACAAAGCUGAGCUUGAAGUCGAAGAUCACUACAGAGCAGAAGUCCAGGUCACAGAACCAGUUGCUGUGGCUGUUCCAAUAGAGGUUCCGCUUACAUCACCAAGCAUAGUUUGUGGUUUGAAAAAUAUGACUGUGGUAGAAGGUGAAUCUGUGACCCUAGAGUGUGAGAUCUCGGGACACCCGACCCCAGCAGUGAUGUGGUUCAGAGAGGACUAUCGCAUUGAAAACUCCAUUGACUUCCAAAUCAUCUUUGAAGCGGGCGUUGCCCGUCUCACAAUCAGGGAGGCCUUUGCAGAAGAUAGUGGCCGCUUCACAUGCACCGCCACGAAUGAAGCUGGCACCAUCAAUACCUCUUGCUAUCUUCUUGUUCAAGUUUCAGAAGAGAUUGAAAGCAGAGAGGAAAGUUUCGUUGCGACUGAACAAAUCACUGCCGAAGGGAAAAGGGUUGAAAUGAGGGUGGAAAUUACAGAGCCCAGUACUAAACCUGAAUCAGCUGAUGCUGUGCCUGGAACCGCUCCGUUCUUUAUCAGGAAUCCAACAGUGCAAAAGCUGAUUGAAGGUGGAAGUGUCAUUUUCGAUUGUCAAAUUGGUGGCAGCCCCAAACCACAUGUUUACUGGAGAAAAGCUGGAAUUCCACUAACUACCGGUUACAGAUAUAAAGUGGGUACAACAAGGAAACUGGAGAAUGCCAGCUGGAGAUCUCCAUGACCUUUG